CACAACAAUGAUAUAACAGUUCAAAAUGAGAAAAACCAAGGACCGACCUUUACAGUUGAAAAAUAUUUAGAUCAAAAUAACUCACUGAAUCACAAUGGAGGUAGAGUGCAAGAAGGGGGUUGUUCCGAUCGUAAAGUUAAGAGCCCAGAUGAGCCAGAGAAUAACAAGGGCGAAGACGGCAUGAAAGUACUGGUGAACCAGCAAUGGGUCAAGACAUUACGGACACUGCCCCAGCUGUUGGUGAUUAUCAUUCUCCUACUGAUGAUUGGUGGGGUGGAGACCAACCCUGGGCCUCAAACAAAUGCUAAUUUAGAGGAUUCAAGAACGGAAACAGCAACUCAUUCCAAGACUGAGUCCCUCGAAGAUUUUGUCAUGAAAUAUGGACUGAAAACAGUGGAAAAUGAUGGCAGUGGUGAUUGUCUGUUUCAUGCCUUGUCCCAUCAACUGGCCUACAUAGAUCACAAACUGGCCUACAUAGAUCACAAACUGGCCUAUAUAGAUCACAAAGAUUUACGAAAGAAGCUAGUAAAAUAUGUAAAGGACCAUCCAUUACUGCCAAAUAAAGAGCAUGUGACAACACAGUUUGACGAUCACAUCAUAGAUGACUGGAAACAGUAC
Messenger RNA from Owenia fusiformis, 618 nucleotides. The record is from the annotation of a GenBank genome assembly. NCBI's taxonomy places the organism in Eukaryota, Metazoa, Annelida, Polychaeta, Sabellida, Oweniidae.